This is a messenger RNA of Amoebophrya sp. A120, 2232 nucleotides long. The record is from the annotation of a GenBank genome assembly. NCBI's taxonomy places the organism in Eukaryota, Dinophyceae, Syndiniales, Amoebophryaceae.
AUGCAGCUGCACGCGCUCAAGCUGCGAGCGCGGGAAAUCAGACAGAUUUUAGACUUUAACAAUUACUACAGCCUUGCCUUCGAGCAAAAAGUUUUGUAUCCAGUUUUUACGUUUAGACAAAGAAAUAGAAAACUACGCUUUUGGUGGUUACUCAGUCGAGAAUGUAGGUCAUUAGUAUACGUUUAUCGAAGUAAAGGUAGGUCACUUGUUAGAAAAAAUCCUCAUCAACCUUACUCGUUUUUCGGAGCGCAGAAAGCGGACCUGGCGUACAGGUUUGUUGACAUGGUUUUCCAUACGCAAGCAACGUAUGUGAUCGGGAGUAGCACCAGCCUGCUAAGGCACAGGAAUGCGCCGGCAGAGCCUUACGAAAAACUACGAUAUUCGAGGUUUUGAUAGUACGCUGAAUAUUAGAAAUUAUGUUGGUUGGUGCUGAGAAAGCCACGCGCCAUGAGAAGUGAAACCUGCAAAAGCAAAUCUUAUUGUUAGAGAAUAUUACAGAAAGAUCGUUUAGUAGAAGGUAAAAAUAAUACGUCCAGAAACGAUAUGAAGGUGGUAGUGCAAACUACUUGGCACAACUAGGAGUUACACUUUUUUCCAGAGAAUACAGCAGGAGAGAGAAUUAGAUACAUCGCUCUACACUUUAAUAGUUCCUUUUCAAAAUGUGAUUUGACAAUACAGCUUUUUCCAGACCUGUCUUUUCGGAGCAUUGGAACCAAAAAUGCCUCGGAUCGAUUGUCGUAGGAAAUAUAUUUCAGAACUUCAGUUUUUUUUCCUGAGUUACGCGACACACGGAAGGAUUGUGUCGUCGCGCAUCUGCUAAUCAAAGCAUCAGCUGCCUUUCGCAUACUGAGGUUGCAAAAAGACAAAGAGUCCGGAGUGAAAGAACGACCAGUCUAGGUCAUUUGUUUUUUAUUUUGAAGAAACGGAAGGCGUGACUGCGAUGCCAGCACGAGAAUGGGUGUGGAUACUUCGUUGCGGUGUGGAUACUCCGAGGUGCAUUUUUAAUAGGCCGGGAGCUGCUCGUCUCGCACUCGCAGUGAUCGUCGGCACUGAUCAAAGUGUACCCCCGAAAGCACUGAAGACACCCGCGCAGCUAUCUUCAUCCGGUAUUCUCUAGAUGCUAGCUGGGAUAGAAGCAAGAAGUAUGCACGCUCCCGCACUGGGGACAACGCAACAUGACUUUUUCAAAGGGCCACUACCGGAACUAGCAGUUUUUGAAAAUGCCAUGCAUCAAUCAAUUUAUUUUUGUCGCAUCAUCUUCACGCACUUCCACUUUGUAAUACACACGCACGAAACGAAGAACCAGGAGUGUUUUAUGGCCGCCUUUGAAAGAAAGGUAUCGGCGCUUUUCGACAAUGCCAGGACACAAUAGGUACGCGCCACACCGAUUUGAAAGUUGCUCGCGAAUAUUGAAAGCUACUAGCUAGAGCAGAAAACCUGGAAAUGCGUUGCUCUACGUACUGUACAUUAUUUAUUGUCCGGCACACCUGCUGCUGUUUCCGGUGCUGCAACCGUGCAGCACCGAACAUAAGAAGGUGCAAGCCAUGCUACGAAGAUGCUGGCAUCACAACAGCAACGCCUCGUGGGCGAGCACAGAAGCAGCGAGAGCACGCAGCGAAAAUCAAGUGGCUGUCGAAUAAGAUAUACUCAUGUACUAAACUUGAUAUUUUUGACAUUUGGUAGUGGUUUUCUUUGAGAUCUACUGAGAUCGUCUCACCUACUGAUUUGCAGAAAGGUAUGACAUUCGGAGCUUAGCGUCGCAAGAGCUUCUUGGCAUAGAGAAAACGCACUAGUCAUCAUCAUCGCGCAUUUACACCAUAAGAAUAUAGAAGGGACCGAGACAAAAUAUGCAACAUGUAAAGAAAAGCAAAUUUUCGUGGCCCCCUUUCUACGGAAAAAAAUGAUUCAUGCAAGCCAACUUAUUCAGGAGGGCUUUGGUUUUUCUGAUGCGGAGGGACAGGAUUGCGAUUGGGUUCCUAAAGAUGCGAGGCCUGUUCGGUCUUUUUUCUAUAGGGCCGCAGCAGUUGCAAAUAUUCUCAAACGCGGACUCUAUUGUUUUUUUUUAUUCGUCAUAGAAGUGUUGCGUUUUUUUCUUUGCCGGAGAGCAGUGUUGGCAUGUCGAAGAGAAUUUGCAACUCGCUAGCAAGAAAGAGUCACAAUUGUGCACCUGGAAAGACGUGGGCGAGCGGAUAAUAUCAGUCUUGUGAAGAUGAAUACAAGUUACCUACGUAC